GGUGUCUUGUUUUUCCUUGGCAGAUAACCCACAGAAUCGGAAACUAAAGAUUAUAGGAUUAGGAUGCUCCUAUAUCUCAGGACCAUAAAACAAUGGCUAUGCUCCUCCUACUAACAUCAGUAGCAUCUCAGCAAGGGGAGUUUUAGGAACAAAUAACAGAAAAUGGCAAACUUGGUUCAGCCAAAUCUUAUCAGCAGUGAUCAAUAGCGAAAUCCAAGACCUGCCCAUGUUUCUUUUCAGUUGGAAGUCAUCAAUGAAACUCUGGUUUCUGCAAUUGUUUGUUUGGAAGUAACUGUCGUCCUUUCUCUGUCUUUUCCUCAGCAGCACUGCAAUUAAUUGCUGAAACUUUCUUCCUCAUCUAUAGAGAUUGCAAAUGAAUGAGAAACGUCAUUCUUGAAAGAAUACUCAAUAGAAGCAAUCACCUAGUCGCACAUUCUUGAUCUUUGAGAGCAAUUAUUUACAAGUGUUGAAGUUGACUAAAAGUCAAACUUAUCCUCAAAGGACAGAGGCAAAAGAAGAGAGAGACGAGUAUGAAUGAUAUUAAUUCAGACAGAUCAAAGCCAUGGAACAUUUACACGAGCUCAGAUCCAACCCCAGCUCAAACAGUUACAGGAGUAGGAGGAGUUGAUAAUGAAGCUCCGUGGAAAAGUUUUGGGACAUCCAUGAAUGCGAUUUCCUUUGGUUUUGUUGCCACAGCUAUUUUGAUAUCUAUGUUUCUCAUCAUGGCCAUCUUUGAGCAUCUCUUCAAGCCAAGCCCUUCUUUUUCCUCCUCUGAAGAUAUCGCCAGCGCCAACGCUUCUCUCGAGUCGGGAACAUUUCACAAACUUGGAAAUCCACAAACAGUUCCAACAACUUGCGCAUCAGAUUUCUCAGUAGUGAUGCCUGGGCAGCAGUAUCCAACAUAUAUAGCACAACCAGCUCCUUUUCCUUCCCAACGGGAAGGAAUAUGUUGGCCUUCCCAUGAACAUAGUUUUCUACUUCCUCAGCAGAUAUAGUACUUGUAUAUUCAUAAAAUCAAUCAACUCUCUUUUAUCUCUAUAUAUACUAAGUUAAGUUAUAUAAAUUUUGUACAAUCGCAGUGCAAUAUUUUCUUGGAGAGAAUGCAAUACCCUGCAAGUUUUCAGUGAGCGCCUGAUUGCAGAGGAAUGUCCUUGGAAAUUCACUUUUUUUUUUCCUAGCAAUAUUCAACUGCU
Molecule: messenger RNA, 1193 nt
Organism: Morus notabilis
Lineage: Eukaryota; Viridiplantae; Streptophyta; Magnoliopsida; Rosales; Moraceae
Exons: 4
Coding region: 531-995 (154 amino acids)
Source: RefSeq, a predicted model, not a curated record